AUGGCGUAUGCGGGAGGACAAUAUCAACAGCCAGAGCAGUAUGCACCGAUUGUUCCUCUUGGUCUUCAAAGCCAAAUUUCAGGUUUUGAGACGAUGAUGCAUGGCAACAAGAACGACAACAACGUCAUGAUGAUGACGUAUGAGAGAGAACAGUAUCAAUAUCAACAGCCACAGGAAUAUGCACCGAUUGUUCCUACUCCUCUUCAAAGCCAAGAUUUAGGAUAUGAGAACAACAACAACGUCAUGACGAUGACGAAUGGGGGAGAACAAUAUCAAUAUCAACAGCCACAGGCCCACAGCAAUAUGCACCGAUUGUUCCUACUCCUCUUCAAAGCCAAGAUUAUGGAUUUGAGGCGAUGA
Messenger RNA from Microthlaspi erraticum, 360 nucleotides. Lineage: Eukaryota; Viridiplantae; Streptophyta; Magnoliopsida; Brassicales; Brassicaceae. The record is from the annotation of a GenBank genome assembly.